CUAGAGAGAGAGAGAGAGAGAGAGACGAAGGGAUCUAUCUUAUCUCAAAUCACUCUCUUUCUCGUAUCUGUUGAUCAGGAAAAAAGUGGCCCAGUGGAUCGCAGAUUUUCCUUUUCUAUUUUUAUACACAUCAUCGUUUCCAUGGUUACUUAAUUUAAUCCAACUCACCACACACCUCAAUUCUCUGCUUUAUUUAAUCGCUUAGAAAUUGUGCUCGGUGGAGCUUUAUUUGAAGAGGGUUCCUGCGUUUUAGCGGAGAAAAUCAAGGGCAUGAGGAAUGACAACCAAAGUACAAUCUAAGACAUAUGUUCCAGGUUCAAUGAUGGAUCUAAACAACGGUUUUCCCAGCGGUACUAGGGAGGUCCUGUGGGAGGACCUAUAUCCCGACGACAGAACCUCUGACUCAAGAAAGAGCAAUUGUUAUGACCCCUUUUUAGUGAGGCAAACCAUGCACCAAUACCUGAGAUUUCUACAAGAUCGAAUGAGGGAAACUAUGUUGAAGCAAGAGUCGAUCUUUAGGCAUCAGCUUGAAGAACUUCAUCGCGUGUAUAAAAGACAGAGAGACUUGAUGAACGAACUCACAAUGAAAGAGGAUUACAAAUUUUCAAUGCCAGCAGAAGCAUCAAAGUCAAGUCAUUUUCUAAGUCAAGUUCCUUCACGAAUAACCAAAGACGUGUAUAAUUCGUCCCAGGUGGACUCAACUUUUGGUCGGGUAUCAAUAUCAGAGAGUAAUAGUAUAUUUUCUUCUCACAAUCCUCUGAAGGGGAAAUGUAUAUUGAAGGAAAAUGUUUCCAAUUUGAGCACAGAGAGAGCCUAUAAUUUGGCUGAUCUUAAUGAACCAAUCCAGGCGGAGGAACCAUCUUUUGCAGCAUCCCUUAUUAACAAAAACAGUGUUAUAGAGAACCUACAAAAGCAAGAUUCAUCUGCAAAUUCAAAUUCAGGGUUUUUGUAUUCAUCAAAGAUUUCUCAACAAAACCUCAAAGAAAGGGAUGGGCAAAUUGCCGGUGGAGACCAUAUAGUGGGGGAGAGGCACAAAAAGGAGCAGCUAAGUUACAGCUUUGUAGAUGGGAAAUGCUACGACAAUGGUUGUGGUAAUGGUAAUUUUUCACAACAGAAUAAUGUGUUCCAAGCUGAGCCAAAGAAAUCCCGUGAGCAUUUCUUGUUUCCCGUAUCUGAUCAAAAUAAGGUGGAGCCUAGGAGAAAAAGCACGAUAUUUGGUGUUGAACUCUGCGAAAGAAGCCACACGCCAUCUUUUGAUUCUUCACAAUCUUCUUCAUGGGAUCAGAACACUUCAAUAAUUCAACGUAACCAUUGGCUUGGCUCCUAUGAUGCAUCGAGGCAAAUUCCAGAGGAUUUUGCAGGCAAUAAGCAAGUUAAUAAUAGCAGUUCAAGAUUUAUGACACAUUCAAGAGCUGGAGUUCCCUAUCAAAAUGGUAUAAACUCCAAGGUUUCAGUGUCUGAUAUUCUUGAAAAACCUGAUGAAAAAAAUAACGUUACGGAUGGGCAGAAGAACCAUGAAAAUCUUGAAAAAGGGCUACCUUCUUGGCUUAUGGCGAAGUCAAGUUUGGGCAGCGAAUGGACCAAAGGGAAAGAACCAACAAUUUAUCAGAUGAACUUGGAUUCUUUGCAGCAUCAUUCCCAGCAAUUCUUUAAGAAAACCGAAAUGACAAAGGGUGCUCAUGAUCCCAAAGUUCAAACUGAUAAUUCCCAGGGCAUCACGAGAAUUCUUGGGGUCCCCAUUACAGACGUGCCUGACAACUCCAAGGAUUUAGCCAACCAUGGUCAUGAUCUGAAUGAUGAAACAAAGGAUUUUGUCAAAGAGAAUGGUAAAAAUAACUGCAUAUUGGAGUUGAGACAUCACAUUGAUUUGAACUUGGCUUUUGAGGAAGAAGAGACUCCAUCAACAUCAUAUAUACCAGAAGCAAUUGUCAAAAUCGCUAGAAGGGAGAUUGACUUGGAGGCUCCUGUAGUUCUUGAAUCAGAAACCGAAACAGAAACAGACCCUCCAGAGAUUAUGGUUGACACAUCUAAAUUGCCUUUGGAUGAAACUUCCAUGGAUGCCCAUGAGGAUCUUGUUAAAGUUGCAGCUGAGGCUAUUAUGUCCAUUUCAUCAUCUGAGCUUCUUCCAGUCCAUCAGAAAGCACCAGAACCAGCUGAUACUUUGCUCCGGUGGUUUGCAGAGGUGAUUGCAUCUGGUGACGAUAAAGAUUCAGGAAAUGUUAAGGAUGAUGAAGAAUCUAUUACUAAAGGUAUGGAUUAUUUCGAGUAUAUGACAUUAAAGCUGCAAGAAAGCAAAGAAGAGUAUUACAUGCACAAUGAGCCAAUGAUUUUGGAAGAGAAAGAAGAAGUGCGAAAACGGACAACUAAAGGGAAGCGGGGUAGGCAGAGGAAAGACUUUCAGAGGGAUGUAUUGCCGAGUAUUGUUUCAUUAUCGAGACGGGAAGUGAGUGAAGAUCUUCAGACAUUCGAAGAGGCGUUUUCUGGUAUUGGUGUUUCUUGGCAGUCUAGCUUAUCGAAGAGGAAAGGUGCUGGUGGUAAGAAUGGCCGAGGGAGGCGGCGGUUGGUGGUUCCCAGCAGCUCAUCCUCUCACACACCACCAUCACCACCACCACAAGAGGUUGUUUGUAGAGAGGUGGCGUUGGAGGAGAAAAGUCUUAGCGGGUGGGGAAAAAGGACUAGACGACUGCCUCGGCAGAGAUCAUGUCAAAAUGGUGGUGGUGGUGGUGGUAAUCACCAGUCUCUUGCUUUGAAGUGUUGAUUGUUGUACAUAAUUGAUAAUUAAUUAAUUAAUACAGCAGACG
Molecule: messenger RNA, 2801 nt
Organism: Cynara cardunculus var. scolymus (artichoke)
Lineage: Eukaryota; Viridiplantae; Streptophyta; Magnoliopsida; Asterales; Asteraceae
Exons: 4
Coding region: 278-2758 (826 amino acids)
Source: RefSeq, a predicted model, not a curated record